AUGAGGGACUCUCCCAAUAUCAUCAUCACCGGCACUCCCGGUGUGGGUAAAACUACGCACUGCGAGCUCCUUUCCCAGAGGACAGGCCUACGCCAUUUAUCCGUCAAUCAGAUCGUCAAGGACAAAGGCUGUCACGAGGGUUGGGAUGAAGAGUAUUCUUGUUGGAUAGUCGACGAGGACAGACUACUUGACUCCUUGGAAGAUGAAGUCCCAACGGGUGGAUGCCUGAUUGAUUGGCACGCCUGCGACCUUUUCCCGAAGAGAUGGAUUGAUCUUGUGGUUGUCCUCCGGGUGGACUCAUCCACACUCUACGACAGACUUAAUGCCCGUGGUUAUCCCGAGGCGAAACUCCAGGAGAACCUCGAUGCCGAACUCAUGGAUGUAUUAAUCCAGGAAGCCCGGGAAGCGUAUGACGACGAGAUCGUCGUCGAACUCACUAGCAACACCUCUGAGGAGAUGGAAGAAAACAUCGACCGCAUUGAGGAAUGGAUCAAACGGUGGAAGCUUGAUCACGGAUCAUCGUGA
Scedosporium apiospermum is the source of this 525-nucleotide messenger RNA. RefSeq names its product Adenylate kinase isoenzyme 6. The transcript is spliced from 2 exons. Gene Ontology annotation, molecular function: ATP binding; AMP kinase activity; ATP hydrolysis activity. Gene Ontology annotation, cellular component: nucleus; cytoplasm. Bases 1 to 525 code for a protein of 174 amino acids. The record is from RefSeq and is a predicted model, not a curated record. NCBI's taxonomy places the organism in Eukaryota, Fungi, Ascomycota, Sordariomycetes, Microascales, Microascaceae.